This is a messenger RNA of Etheostoma spectabile (orangethroat darter), 895 nucleotides long. RefSeq names its product SH3 and multiple ankyrin repeat domains protein 3. The record is from RefSeq and is a predicted model, not a curated record. Gene Ontology annotation, cellular component: postsynaptic density; postsynaptic membrane; dendritic spine. The coding region runs from base 62 to 895 and encodes 277 amino acids. Gene Ontology annotation, molecular function: synaptic receptor adaptor activity; ionotropic glutamate receptor binding. The transcript has 7 exons. NCBI's taxonomy places the organism in Eukaryota, Metazoa, Chordata, Actinopteri, Perciformes, Percidae.
GGGAAUCUGGGUGCAACAGUGGACCCCCCCUCUUUGAGAGAGCUUUUCUCCUCUGGAUGUUAUGGCUGAAAUGCUGAGUCCGCCGGGCCUGCUGACUAUGCCCCGGAGCCCCACCUCCAGUGAGGAUGAGAUGGCCCAGAGCUUUUCAGACUACUCCGACUGCGACUCCGACAGCUCCCACGAAGAGACCAUCUACGAGACCAUAAGGGCCACCGCCGAGCCCCCGCAGAACCACAUGGACGACAUCCACGUCAACUCGCUGGUGAUCCGCGUCGUCAUCCCAGACCUGCAGCAGACGAAAUGCAUGCGGUUCAACCCGAAUGCGACGGUCUGGGUGGCCAAGCAGCGGAUCCUGUGCACGCUCAAUCAGAGCCUGAAGGACGUGCUCAACUACGGGCUCUUCCAGCCGGCUAGCAACGGGAGGGACGGCAAGUUCCUGGACGAGGAGCGCUUCUUUCGAGAGUACCCCCAGCCAAUCAGCAAGGGCGUCCCGUCUCUGGAGUUCCGCUAUAAGAGCCGAGUCUACACGCAGCCCAACGUGGACGAGAAACAGAUCGCCAAACUUCACACAAAGGCCAACCUGAGGAAGUUCAUGGACCUCAUCCAGCACAACCAGGUGGACAAAGUGUCUAAGAUGUUGGAGAGAGGCUUCGACCCCAAUUACCACGACAGUGAGACCGGUGAGAGUCCUCUGACGUUUGCAGCUCACCUGGACAACAUGGUGGGGUUGAUCAAGGUGCUGAAGACGGGCGGAGCUCACCUGGACUUCAGAGCCAAAGACGGCAUGACGGCCCUCCACAAAGCCGCCCGCUCCAGGAACCUGGACUCACUCUCGGGCACAGAUGUGGAGAGCAGCGUUCCCCAGGCGUUCUGGGCGCUCAUGUCUGCGCCGUAG